Prunus armeniaca (apricot) is the source of this 1800-nucleotide messenger RNA. NCBI's taxonomy places the organism in Eukaryota, Viridiplantae, Streptophyta, Magnoliopsida, Rosales, Rosaceae. The record is from the annotation of a GenBank genome assembly.
AUGGCUCCUCCGAAAAUUUUACUCUGCGGCGACGUUUUGGGCCACCUCAAGCAGCUCUUUAAACGAGUCGCUUCGGUCAACAAAUCGGCGGGUCCGUUCGACGCUUUGUUCUGCGUGGGCCAGUUCUUCCCCGACUCGGCGGACCAGCUCGACGAGUUCAAUGACUACAUUGAAGGCCGGGCACAAAUUCCUCUCCCAACCUACUUCAUCGGAGACUAUGGCGUUGCUGCCACUAAGGUACUCUUGGCCGCAACGAAAGAUUCCGGGAACCAAGGCUUCAAAUUGGACGGCUUGAAGAUAUGCAACAAUCUCUACUGGUUGAAAGGCAGUGGCAAAUUUAAGCUCCAUGGGUUAUCUGUGGCGUAUUUAUCUGGUCUCCAAUGUUCGGAUGGUCAACAGUUUGGGACGUAUAGCCAGGAUGAUGUUGAUGUGUUGCGAGCGGUUGCUGAGGAGCCUGGAAUUAUUGACUUCGGGAUCACUAAUAGGGCAGCUGCAUCCGAUGUUCCUCCUGGAGCCUCUGAGCCUUUUGGCAGUGACUCUACUGUGGCAGAGUUAGUAGCCGAGAUCAAACCGCGCUAUCAUAUUGCAGGUACGAAAGGCGUGUACUAUGCACGUGAACCUUACUCCAAUGUCGAUGCUGUGCAUGUGACCCGCUUCUUGGGCCUUGCUCCGGUUGGAAACAAAGAUAAGCAGAAAUUUAUUCAUGCAAUUUCUCCUACUCCAGCAUCUACAAUGUCUACUGUUGAGAUUAGUACAAAGUCACCAACCACUACCUUAUCUCCAUACACAUAUGGGGAGAAAACAGAUCAUGCAACAGAAGCUGGAAAGAGGUCUAGCGAUAGCAUUUCUGAUUCACAGUACUGGAGAUAUGAUGUCAACCAAAAAAGGCAGAAACAUGGAGCUGGAGAUGGUAAUAGGCUGUGUUUUAAGUUUGUAUCCUCUGGCUCUUGUCCUCGAGGGGAAAAUUGCAACUUUCAGCAUGAUGUAGAUGCAAGAGAACAAUCUUUGAGGGGUGUUUGUUUCGAUUUUAUGAACAAAGGAAAAUGUGAAAGGGGUCCAGAUUGCAAAUUUAAGCACAGCUUACAAGCUGAAGGUGAGAGCAAUUCUCACCAGAGACGUGGAUCUGGAAAUGCCAACAGUAACAGGUCAACAGAGUGCUGGUUUUGUUUGUCAAGCCCCAAAGUAGAAUCACAUCUAAUUAUCAGCAUAGGGGAGCAUUACUAUUGCGCCCUUGCUAAAGGUCCGCUUGUUGAAGACCACGUAUUGCUAAUUCCUAUAGGCCAUUCACCCAACACCCUUUCUUUACCCGUAGAAUGCGAAAUUGAGCUUGGUAAAUUCCAGGAUGCUCUAAAGCAGUAUUAUAAAAAACAAGGGAAGGACGUUGUUUUCUUUGAGUGGGCUUCGAAACGUACAACUCAUGCUAAUCUUCAGGUUGUUCCUGUUCCAUCAGCCAAAUCAGCUGCUGUUCAAAAUAUAUUUAACUUAGCUGCAGAAAAGUUGAGCUUCACGUUUGAGACUAUGAAAUCUGGUAACAAUUCUGAUGGGAGGAAAAUGUUAAGGACGCAAUUCGACAGAAAUUUCAGUUUCUUCUAUGUUCAGCUCCCUGAUGGUACAAUCCUAUCUCAUUCAAUUGAGGAGAAUGAGAGAUUCCUACCCCAAUUUGGACGCGAGGUUAUAGCAGGUUUGUUGAACAAGGCUGACAGGGCUGAUUGGAGGAAUUGUACAGAUAGCAAAGAAGAGGAAGCCAAGAUGGCGGGAGAUUUCAAGAGUGGAUUUGAAGAAUUUGAUCCAAAUAAGUAA